AUGAAGCAUAGCAGAAAUCUAUUCUGUUUUCUCUUGUGCUUAUUUUGUGUCAUGUCAAAAACUGGCACAGUCUCAGCCACACGCCCGUUGAACUCAAAUGUUGGAAUCAGCCCAACGUUAGCGAUAUUACUCGCUUGUCUUGUUUUAUUGUUGAUGGCAGUUAUCUUCAUAUAUAUACGUCGCAUGAGCCCUGAUUCCUUUGACGAAUCAAUGGGUUUUUACUUCUUUCGGCACCGACCAGUCUCCCGUGGGCUUGAGCCUAAUAUCAUCGAAACUUUGCCGGUAUUUGUAUACUCCGAUGUCAAAGCCCUAAAGAUAGGCAAAUCUAUCCUAGAAUGUGCUGUUUGCCUAAACGAGUUCGAAGAUGAAGAUACUCUCCGCCUUCUUCCUAAUUGUUGCCACGUGUUCCAUCCUGAAUGUAUUGAUGCUUGGCUUGCCUUUCGUACCACUUGCCCAGUUUGCCGUGCAAAUCUCAAAACAAAACCUGCGGGUAAACUUCAAGAAUCAAUUCAAGAAACAGAUGACGUUGAGUCUCAGAAUGUCAGCUCAGUUGUAUCACAUCCAGCACCAGAAGAAGUAAUAAACCAGUCUUCUCAAACGCCGCCCGUUCAUAGUCAUACGCCAGAUAAGGCGAGAAGUAAGACACCUGAUUUUCGGCACCUUGCACCAAAAUCAACUCCGAGAAGGCCAAAGAUUUUUGGGAUGUUCAGUCGUUCUCACUCGACGGGUCACUCGUUGAUUCAACCUGGUGAAAAUUGCGAGAGGUUUACUCUAAGGUUACCUGAUGAUGUACGUAAAAGAUUGGUAGACUUAAGCUUGAGUAGGGCCUACAAUGGCGCCGUAGCCUUUUCUCCAGCGAGAAAUUCAACUAAGGGGUACCGGUUCGAACCGGAGGAGGGCCGGUUAAGCUUGAGUAGGGCCUACAAUGGCACCGUAGCCUUUUCUCCAGCGAGAAGUUCAACUAAGGGGUACCGGUGUGAACCGGCGGAUGGUCGGUUAAGCAAGCUCCGGUUUCUACCGACUCCGCCUAUGUUCUCUAGAUCCGGUUCGUCAAAGGGUGAGAAACAGCCGAAGAGUCUGCUGAAGUCCGUUAAGUCAGUUAAGUCGCCGUUAAAUUUGUUUUGCGUGACGGAAAAGGACGAUACAGGAGAAAGAUCUUUUACUUAUUUAAGAUCAAGUAGUACUUCAAGUUAG
Nicotiana tabacum (common tobacco) is the source of this 1194-nucleotide messenger RNA. Its product is annotated as putative RING-H2 finger protein ATL37. The record is from RefSeq and is a predicted model, not a curated record. Lineage: Eukaryota; Viridiplantae; Streptophyta; Magnoliopsida; Solanales; Solanaceae.